GGCAUAGGGAGAACGGGAACGUAUAUAGCACUUGACGCCUUAUACCGAGAAGGUGAAAAGACAGGGAAAGUUAAUGUGCAGAAAUAUGUGGAAAUCAUGAGAAAAGACAGAAUGAACAUGAUACAGGGUAGUGAUCAGUAUGAAAUUGUCUAUUUGACGCUCUGUGAGUCUUUCAGAGGAAAAUCUAAAUGCAUGUCUACAGAGUCAUUUUUGCAAGAGUACCAGCAACACUCCUGUUACUCUAAUUCUGGAAAAAAUCAAACCAACCCAUCACUAUCUGGAGAAUUUGAGGAAUUGACAAACCUAAAAAAAGAACAUUCUCAGAAAGAUUUUGAAUCGGGACAAGCUAAUAUCAAGGCAAAUUAUUCACCAGCAAUUUUACCAGUUGAGGAAUUCAGAUGUUAUUUGGACUACGUGAAAAAUAGAGGAACAUAUUAUAAUGCUGUUCUUCUAAAGUCUUUUACUAGAAAUGACGCCUUGAUCAGUGCUCAGUACCCCCUUCCUGAUUUCACGGAAGACUUCCUCAGAUUACUAACAGACUUUGAUGUCCGCUUUGCUGUAUUCCUAUCUCCCCUGAGAGAUAUUUCCUCGUCUAGCCUGUGGUUUCCAUUCAAAAAACAGACAAAAACAUUGGGAUCGUUCACAGUAAAAUUUGCAGAUUCUUCAAAUUCCAGCAAUAUUAAUACCACAGAAAUUUUGCUGAAGCGAGAGGGAAGUGGUGAUAUAAGAAGAUUGGCUGUAGUUGAAUGCAGGGCGUGGAAAGAAGGCUUGUCUUUAGAUCAUAGGGCGUUACUUGACGCGAUAAAGGAAACAAAAAUUGAAAAAAGCCUGACUGGAAGCAGAAUUCUGAUUUUGUCCAAUGACGGUGCCAAACGCUGCGGGCCAUUCUGUGUUGUUUACAACUGUCUGGAGCAAAUAUCCCUUGACAACGAAUUUGAUAUGUUUACCAAUACACGUUUGCUUCAAAUUCGACGACCGGAAUUUAUCUCAACAUUGGAUGAAUACCAGUUUUGCCAUGAUGUUUUAGCCGAAUAUCUUCAGAAUGAUACAGUUUACGCUAAUUGCUAAAUGGACAUAGCUGCAAAUAGUUAAACCUAAUUGAAAUUAUACAUAAUUUUAUUAACAAAACAGUGAAUGGGAACGGGAAGCAGGCAUCACCUAUUUUAGUCCUCUCUCUAGUGAAAAUACUGAGACGUUUAAUGUUUGCUGAAUGAGCACAGUCUGUAAGAAGAAUGACUUUACCAGUUUUUGCCACUAAUGAUGAAUAUAUUUCCGUUUUUUGUUGCAAUUUAUAAAAGCAAUACAGCAUAUGUUAAGUCAUCGACGGACAAAA
Messenger RNA from Saccostrea cuccullata (small rock oyster), 1333 nucleotides. RefSeq names its product receptor-type tyrosine-protein phosphatase alpha-like. Gene Ontology annotation, molecular function: protein tyrosine phosphatase activity. The transcript is spliced from 9 exons. Gene Ontology annotation, biological process: protein dephosphorylation. Lineage: Eukaryota; Metazoa; Mollusca; Bivalvia; Ostreida; Ostreidae. The coding region runs from base 97 to 1068 and encodes 323 amino acids. The record is from RefSeq and is a predicted model, not a curated record.